Molecule: messenger RNA, 754 nt
Organism: Myripristis murdjan (pinecone soldierfish)
Lineage: Eukaryota; Metazoa; Chordata; Actinopteri; Holocentriformes; Holocentridae
Product: T-cell surface glycoprotein CD3 epsilon chain-like
Exons: 5
Coding region: 168-695 (175 amino acids)
Biological process (GO): positive thymic T cell selection; cell surface receptor signaling pathway
Cellular component (GO): external side of plasma membrane; alpha-beta T cell receptor complex
Molecular function (GO): transmembrane signaling receptor activity
Source: RefSeq, a predicted model, not a curated record
GAGAGGUAGAGAGAACAGAGAGAUGCUGGGUUUAUUUAGCUGAGCCUUUCUGUCUGAUUUAUUGAGUGAAUUCGGACAACUUGUUGUUUUUCAUAUAGCCUGUGCUCUGAGCAGUCUACGCGGACAGGAGAUCAAGACAAACAAUUAAAAAGGACAACCUGGAGAAAAUGAAGAUUACUGGUGUCUGGGCCCUGCUUGCCGCCCUCCUGCUGCUCAUCACCACCGUGAAGGGUGAAAGCGAUUCAGGAGUGUCAUUCUGGAGGAAAAACUUCACAAUGACCUGUCCAGAGAAGGCGGACUGGUACAAGGACAAAGAAAAACUCAGUAACACCACAGAAUCUUUGGCGUUACAAUACAAUGAUGCCAGUAAAGGUGUUUACCACUGUGAAUACAAUGAAGGGGAUACUAAAAAAUAUUAUUUCUACGUGAGAGGACAGGUGUGCGAAAACUGUUUUGAGCUGGACGGGUUCGUUAUUAUGGGGGCCAUCAUUGGAGAUGUGGUGAUCACAGGAUGUGUGAGUCUGCUGAUCUACAAAUGGGCCAAGAACAAAAACUCUAAUGCUAAGCCCACCACUCCAGCUGCAUAUCGUGCACCAGGCCGCAGCGGUCCACCUGUCCCCUCUCCUGACUACGAGCCGCUGAGUGCUCGCACUCGCUCUGCGGACACGUACUCUACUGUCAACAGGAUGGGAUAGACUCAAGCCACGUGACGGUGCCAAGCCUGCACAAGGGCAAACAUUUGCAAAAAAAAAAA